Molecule: messenger RNA, 1713 nt
Organism: Closterium sp. Naga37s-1
Lineage: Eukaryota; Viridiplantae; Streptophyta; Zygnematophyceae; Desmidiales; Closteriaceae
Source: the annotation of a GenBank genome assembly
AUGGCGGCCGUCCUUCGCGGCGCUCAUGCCGCCGUGGCGUCCUUCUUUUGCGGCGCUCAUGCGGCGCUCUGUCCACCUCCUGUUGCUCCUCGUGUGCUUGUCGCAGGGGUCAGCAUUGGGUCGCACAGAGCUGGCACACUCACCACCCCCCCUGGUGCGGGCGGCUAUGUUCGCAGUUGUCCCGCCCUUCACUCCCCCCUCUUCUCUCUCCUCCCCUCCUCUUUCCAGGCCUACUUCCUCUGGUCAGGGAUCAGCUCUGCGUCGCACAGAGCUGGCGGCGACUGCAAUGAGCACUCUGUAACGCUGCUACAACAGCAACCACAAGAGCAUCAGCAGCAGCAAGAAGCACGGCAUGAGUCGGUGCAGAGAGACGUCUCAAAAGAGGUGCGUGCAUCGGCGCUCGAUGCCUCUCCGCUCCUCACCACCUUCAAGUAUGUGUGUCGCCCUGUUGCCUUGUUGCUGUGCUGCCGUGCUCCCUUUUGCCUGAACAGUGCAGCAGGUGGUGUGGGAGAGGGCAGCAGAUUAGGCUCGCGUUUGGCUGAUUGGACGGGUGUUUUGGUGGGCUCGAUGCCUCGCCCCUAUUGGGUUGGAUGCGUGUUCAUGUGUUGCCUUGUUGCCGUGUUGCCGUGCCGUGUUCCUUUGUGCCUGAGCAGUGCAGCAGGAGGAGUGGGAGUGGGCAGCACACAGUCGCUUUCAGCUGAUGAGAGUCAGUUUACCACUGACAGGACUCUUGCUGCUGCCGAGCUGAUUCGUUUGGAGCGCAUGCUUAAAACGAGGAUAGCUACAGUGGAGGCGAUGCUGAAGAGCUUACAGCAUGAGAGGGAGGAAAUGGGAGCGGGGAGGGGGGUAUCUGAGGAAAAGGAGGAGGGAGAAGGGGAGAGGGAGGGGAGAGGUGGGAAGGAGGCUGAGGAGGAUGAUUUGCCAUCGUGGGUGGAUUCUGCUGGCGCUGCUGCUGCUGCCGGUGGUGCUAGGGGCAGCAGCGUGGGGGGGAGUGAAGCAGGGAGAGAGAUGGUGGUGGAAGAGGAUGAGUCUGAGCAGGCUGUGAAUGAACUCCACUACACUGUUGACUUCACAAUCCAUCCCUCCUCCACCACUCCUCUCUCACCUACAUCCCUCCCCCAUCCAACUUUCCUGCUCCCUCCUCCUCCUCGUCUGUUGACGUUACAGCCCCUUCUCCCCCUCCACUCCUCUCUCACCCAUAUACCCUCCCUCCCCACCUCUUGCCCCCCCUCACCUCUCCCCCACCCUCCCCACCUCCUCGCUCACCCCCAUCCCACUCAGGCACUCAAUACCAUUCGCAACAACCCCUCCUCCUCUCCUCACUCACCCAACACUACCCUCCCUCCCCACCUCUCCCUCCUCCUCUCUCACCUCACUCUCUCCCACCUACCCCCAGUCUGUCGCACCGACCCGACAACCCACUCCCCCUCCCCCAUCUCGGCCUCUCUCUUCCCCCCUCCCCCCCGCCUCAUUCCCUGGAACCCCCACCCUCACCGCUACCUGCUUGCUACUUGCACGCAUGGCCGCACCUCCAACCACCUGCUCUGCAUACGACGGUGGGUCCCCGCUCUCUCUUCUUUUGGAACCCCUUUAGAACCAUUACUCUCACCCCCACCCUCCCCACCGCUACCUGCACGCAUGGCCGCACCUCCAACCACCUGCUCUGCAUACGACGGUGGGUCCCCGCUCUCUCUUCUUUUGGAACCCCUUUAG